Messenger RNA from Mucor velutinosus, 930 nucleotides. RefSeq lists its product as uncharacterized. The transcript has 2 exons. The record is from RefSeq and is a predicted model, not a curated record. NCBI's taxonomy places the organism in Eukaryota, Fungi, Mucoromycota, Mucoromycetes, Mucorales, Mucoraceae. Bases 1 to 930 code for a protein of 309 amino acids.
AUGCAACAUCAGUCAGCGAGCGGGAGCUUCAAAGAAGAAUUGACCAAGACAGACACAGUCCAUCAUGAUGUGAGAUAUGCAAUAUCCGGUGCUAAACCUUCAUCCUCCUCUAUAUCUACUGAUGAGGAGUCCUUGAUCGAAACUAAUAGACUAGAUAAAAACACAGAGGAAAGGACGAAGUUAAAUACAUAUCAAGUGAUUAGACUCUAUUGGACCUAUCUUCGGCCCAUGGUGCUAAUGCUAGUCAUCAAUGCUGGCAUACCGUUAGCUCUCUAUUAUAUACUGAAAAUAUGGCUUAGUCCUUUGGUGGCCCUGAUCAUUUCUGGCAUACCUCCAUUAUUGCAUGUGUUUUACGUAUUCUGGAAGAAACGACGUGUCGAUGUGUUGGGCUGCAUCUUUGUUGCAGGAUUUAUCAUUUCAGCAGUGCUAUCAGCUAUUAGUGGUGAUGCACGUUUGACCUUGCUACGUGAUUCUACAAUCACUGCUGUCGUCGGCGCGUUGUUCUUGCUGACACUGGUCCCAAUUCGCACAAAAUGGUUCACUGUUCGUCCUAUUGUCUUCUUAUUCACUCAACAAUUGAUGAUUGAGCAGCCUCCUGUAGAAUGGAAAGACAAGGAGGGAAAUGACAGAUCAAUGAAGAGAUCAGAAUGGAUAUGGUACAACAGCGCAUUUUACCGCAAGUUUUGCUACAUCAUUUGCGGUGCCUGGGGUGUUCUUCUCAUGGCUGAAUUUGUUGCCAAGGUCAUCAUGAUCAAGAGCACAUUGACGCUCGAUCAGAUUGUUCUGUACAGUAAUAUCAUGGUAAUUGUUGUCGUAGUGGGCAUGACAACUGCAACGCUGGUAUUCUCCAGCUACCUGGGCAAGCGGAUCAUAAAGGACAGCGAAGCUUGGGCCAAGGACAACACUUUUGAUGGAAAAGUCCCUAAAUAA